CUGGGUCUCUGACAUGUUGAGAAUGCUGAAGAAGAAAAAGUACAGAAGGAGAAAGCAGAGAUGGGGAAAGCUGCAUCCCUCAAAUAGGAUACCACUGGAUACUGAGCAGUGAACAACCUCUGGUUUUGUCGGACACCAUUUUGGAAUAUUUGGACACAGUUUCCGGAAGGAUGAGAGACCUAAUCAAUGGUAGUAAGAUGUUUAAAAUAUUAUUAAUACGAAUGAAUGCUUAGGCAGGGUUGACGGUAAAGCUCUUCUGUACAAUAGGUAGCGUUAAUAAAUGACAAGAUUUGGAAAAUCAGUAUUUGGAAAUAAUCAUAAUUGUUUCAGCCAGGAAUCAUCAAAUGAUGCUAAAACUUGGAGAAAAUUUUAAGAGAAACAGGACAUUUAGUGUCCUUAUCAGUUACAAAGGGAAAGUAGUAGCUUCCUGAUGGAGAACAUGGUUGACAGUACCUGAAUUAAAGAGGUGAAAGUUAAUACCACAGUAGUGGGAACAUCAGACAGCGCUGAUAGGAUGCCCUGAGAAGAACAUAGUCUCAUUUCUGUAGUACUACUGACUAAACUGCAGAAACCUGAGUCUACCCAUGAGGAAACAUCAGUCUCAAAUUGACUGAUAUUCUGCUUUUAGUAUUCAAACAUACUAAUUUCACUGAGGAAAUGGUCCAGAUUAUUUCAGACUAUAUAGACAUGAGAAUGGAAUAUCACAUUGGUUCAGGAUGUCUAUAAAAGGAUAAGGAAGGUUGGCAAAAUUUGAAGACAGUCCCUCAAGUAGAUUGUAGUGUUAUGUGAGUAUUAAUUGCCUAAGUUAUAUAAUUGCCUGAGGUUAUAUAACAGAAAAUUCUUGUUUUUAAGAAAUUAAAACAAUUUAAAGGAUAAAGGGAUAAUGUCGUAGCUGUAAUUUUCCAAGCAUUUGGAUAAAAUAAUAUACAUGUUUCAAAAAAAAAUGAAACAGAUGUUGUAAGAUGUUAGCAAAUAGGGAAUCCAGGUGGAAAUUAUCCAGGAAUUAUGGAUAGUCUUGUAUCUGUUCAGCAGGUCUGAAAGUAGUUGAUGAAAAUAAUGCAAAAGAACAUGUCAAAAAGAAAUGGUUUGGGCAUAUGGCUUCAAGCAUACAUAAAUGCUCAGGAAACAUGAAAAUGUGGAAUAAAUGGAUGAGUACUAUAAUACCAGCAGACCUUGUAGAUACCUGCAUUUGAAGCAUUUAUAUUAGAAGAAAGCCUUUUUACCCAGAAUUUUUUUCACUUAGCCUAAUGUUUUCAAGGUUUGGCCAUGUUGCAGCAUAUAUCAGAUCUCCAUUUUUUUUGAUGGAGGAGUGAUAUUCUAUUGUUUAAAUAUAUCACAUUUUGCUCAUCCACUCACUAGUUUUUGGCUAUUAUGACUAAUCCCGCCAGGAAUAUUUAUGUGGAGGUUUUUGUGUGUUUAUGUUUUCAAUUCUGUUAUACAUGAGAAUAUAGUAACUGUGUUUAUUUGACAUUUUGAGGACCUGUCUGUAAGUGAUGUUUAAGAUAAUUUUUGUUACAUUUGAAGGCAGAUAAUAGUCUAUGCAAAAUGAAUAUUCUAUUGAAUAUUGAUGUGAACUAUUCUUAUUGUAAAAAAAAAGUUACAUUGAAAUAGUAAGUAUAGAAGUUAGAUGUUGGUGGUGGGGCGUGGUGGCUCAUGCCUGUAAUCCCAGCACUUUGGGAGGCCGAGGCAGGUGGAUCACGAGGUCAGGAGAUCGAGACCAUCCUGGCUAACACGAUGAAACCCCGUCUUUACUAAAAAUACAAAAAAUUAGCUGGGCGUGGUGAUGAGCGCCUGUAGUCCCAGCUACUCGGGAGGCUGAGGCAGGAGAAUCACUUGAACCCAGGAGGCAGAGCUUGCAGUGAGCUGAGAUUGUGCCACUGUACUCCAGCCUGGGUGACAGAGCGAGACUCUGUUUCAACCAAAAAAAAAAAAAAGAAGUUAGGUAUUGGUUUUUGUACUCAACAAGCAGUUUUAUGUUUUAUUUUUCAGGAACUCUCCAAUACUGAAUUCAGGCUGGGAUAUUAGAGAAAAGGAAAAUACAUGAAACUCAGUGGUGUUUUAUGGCACUUUGAGUUCCCCAAUUCACCUUCAAACAUUUAGCCUUCCAAGUUCUCUGCCACCAUAUCAGUGCAUCCCUCCUGAGAUUCUUAAUUCUUUGAUUGUGUAAAGAUGGACUAUGCUUACUCCAUCUUACUUCUCUUAGGUCUUACAAUGGAAGUGCCCUAUUACAUUUUGUUCUUUUCUAUGAUUUCCAAUUAUUUUAUGAAAUUUUUCAUUUAUGUUUUCUGUUCUUUCUAUCUUUAAUUUCUAUGUAACUUUUUGAAAUAGAUCUCAAAGAUUAUAUAUAUAUAUAUACACACACACACACACACACAGAGAGAGAGAGAGAUAUAUCUACUGUACUACUGAAGUAGAUUCCUAAAGUUUUUAUCUCUUCUAGAAUAUUGGUUUCACAACACCCCUAUUAUGUGUAUUUAAUUUUACCCACCACAUGGCGUUUUCAAAAAGUCUUUAUUUGGCGGAAUACAACUUCAGAAUCUGAUUCGAAGAGAAAAUUGCUCACAGCCGUGAGCCACUGUGCCUGGCCGAUUUUUACUAUUUAAAGAAAGAAGAAUUUUAGCAGCGUGGGGUGGCUCAUGCCUGUAAUCCCAGCACUUUGGGAGGCUGAGGUGGGCGGAUCACUUGAGGCCAGUAGUUCAAGAACAGCCUGGCCAACAUGACGAAACCCCAUCUCUACUAAAAAUACAAAAAUUAGCCAGGCGUGGUGGCACGUGCCUGUAGUCCCAGCUACUCGAAGGCUUAGGCAGGAGAAUUGCUUGAAUCAGAGACAGGGAGGCUGCAAUGAGCCGAGAUUGCACCACUGCACUCCAGCCUGGGCGACAGUGCAAGACUCCAUCUCAAAAAUAAAGAGGAAUUGGAGGAGGAAAUAAAUGAAUAAAUGACAAAGGUGACAAAGGACCAAAGAUCUGUGACUUGUGCAAAGAUUGCUCUGUGUUUGCUGCAGGUCUAGAAGAUGUCACAGAAUUUCAAGGAAGAGAGGUGAGCAGCUGCUGUGGUGAUUUUGAAAUUGUUUGUGUGUGUUGUGGCCAGUGAUGUCAGAAUUUCAGGAUCUGAGAGUUCAUGAUUUUAGAGGCUCAAAGGAGAAUAUUUUUAUAAUAGAAUUUUUUUGCUAUGUGAGUAUCCCUACUUUGUUCAAGGAAUCUCAUUAUCUUUUCCCUUUUUUUUAAAAAGGGAUUUUUUUGUAGUAACCUGAAUAAAUUGGGGGAAGUAUUGAUAUAUUUCCUUUUCUCACCAUUUUUUGUUGGAUGAAAAUAAUCUUUUAGUGAAAUUCAGUGUAUUAAAUAUUUAUUUUUUAAAGACUAGAGAUGGGGUCAUGCUGUGUAUCCCAGGCUGCCCUUGAACUCCUGGGCUCAAGCAAUCAUCUUGCCUCAACCUCCUGAGUAGCUGGGACUACAGGCAUGUGCUGCCAUGCCUGGCUUAAAUAUUUAUUUAAAAAAUUUUAUCUGGCACAUUCUGAACACAGAUGUUUCUACUUAUAUUUGUCAUGUAGUCACAGUAUAUAUUGAUUUUGCUACCUCGCCUACUCCUAAAAGUUUUAGUUCAUUUAAUUGGUCUUAAUUGGACUUAAAAAUUUUUUCCCUGGCCGGGCGCCUUGGCUCACGCCUGUAAUCCCAGCACUUUGGGAAGCCGAGGCAGGCGUUUGAGACCAGCCUGACCAACAUGGAGAAACCCUGUCUCUACUAAUAAUACAAAAUUAGCCGGGUGGGGUGGCACAUGCCUGUAAUCCCAGCUACUCAGGAGGCUGAGGCAGGAGAAUCACUUGAACCCGGGAGGCAGAGGUUGCAGUGAGCUGAAAUCGUGCCAUUGCACUCCAGCCUGGACAACAAGAGCAAAACUCUGUCUCAAAAAAAAAAAAAUUCCCAAUAGAUUUUAAUCUAAUUUUAUUAGAACAAUUCAGUCAUAUGUUUUUUCAUGCUAUGUAUAUGAGAGUUCCAUUAUUCAGUUACUAAACAAAUGUCUACUGUACAUUUACUGUUCUCACUGAUGAUGGAUUAGAUAACCAUGCACAAAAUAAGCCUGGCUGUGGAAAUGCUUAUUUGUUGGGAGGGUGCUUGUUUGGAUCGAUGAUGAGAAUAAUUGUCUGAGGAUGCUGAGGGACUCAUUCCAGAUGUCAAUCUGAGGUCCAGAUAUGUGGCCCUCCAAUAGGACAAAUAAGACUCUCAGAGCCUGGCUCUAUUUGGGGAUCCCUCAGUGACAACAUAGUACCUCUGUGAGCGUGCCUUUUCUAUCUCUCCGAAGAGGGCAUUAGCAUCCUGUCUUAUGAGUCAGUAUGCACUUUAGUAUGGUUAGUGACCCAAGACUCACUUUAUUUUGUUCAUUUUGAGCAGAGAAUUGUAGAUAGAUACAUAUAUGGGAAAUAUGUUCUUGAUUAACAAAUGAAAAAAUGAAAAAGUUUCAGUCAAGAAAGGUCAAGGAACUGUGAUGUAUAGUGAAGGCAGGGAACACUGCAUGCCUGUAUUAAAUAUUGACAAAGGAACCAAUUUUAGUGCUUUGUUAUUUUUACUGUUGAGUAUUUUCUGAGACCAUUUCUUUUUCUUCUAUUUUGUUUUGCUGAGGUAGAGGAGGGCUGGAAUGAGGUCCUCCACUUCAGAAAAUAGGGGUGAGUAGUUAAACCAACAUCCUUUGGAAUUCAUAUACGUCAUGCGUUCCAUGCCACAUCCUGAGGUCUUUUUGUUGAUUUUUUUAGUGGCUUACUGGAUAAUAUCUAAAUACUGUAUAUUUUACUUUGGUGAGUCUCUCCACCUUCAUUUCUGAAUCAUUGUCCUUUACAUUUUUAUUCUAUUUGAAUUUUGCAUGAAAUGACAAAUGUAGAAUUUUGCCCAAUUUAUUUUAUUUAUUCAUUCAUUUAUUUGGGAAGACAAAGUCUCUCUCUGUCACCCAGGCUGGAGUACAUUGGCCCAGUCAGAGCUCACCUCAGCUCUUCACCCUGUAGCCCUUAACUCCUGGGCUCAAGUGAUCCUCCACCCUCAGCCUCCCAAGUAUCUAGGAAUACAGUUGUCAUGGGAGGCCAGCCACCUGCUGGCAAGGAAGAUGGUUGAUUCUUCUGAUCAAUGGAGGCCCUGCAGAGUCCUGUAGUCACUGUGGCCUGGCAUCCAUGGUGCACCCAAUGCUGGUGGAUGGCUUAGGAUGAGGCAGUUGCUGUGGGAGGUGUGGUAACUGCUGGAAGGAAGAUGCUCAAUUCUUCUGAGCAACGAAGGCCUCAUGGAGUCCUGGAUUCUGUGUGGCCUGGCAUCCACGGUGCACUGUGUGCUGGCGGGUGGCUUAGGACGGGGCAGUUAUCAUGGGACACCCGCCAUAUGCUGGCAAGGAAGAUGGUCAGUUCUUCUGAGCCACGAAGGCCCCCAACAUCCUGGAGUUGGUGUGGCCUAGCAUCCACGGUGCGCCCCCUGCUGGUGGAUGGCUCAGGACGGGGCAGUUGCCGUGGGAGGCCCGCUGCCUGCUGGAAGGAAGAUGGUCAGUUCUUCUGAACCACAAAGGCCCUGCAGAGUCCUGGAGUCUGUGUGUCCUGGCUUCCAGGGUUCACCUCAUGCUGGUGGAUUGCUCAGGAUGGGUGCCGAAGGUCUUUAAGGUCGUCAGCUCACCUACUGCCCAGCCUGUGGUGUCAAAUGUCCUGCCUCUUCAAAUGUGUUUGGAUCGAUGAUGAGUCCCCCCAAAAAAACAUUCCUUGGAAAAGCUGAACAAAAUGAGUGAAAACUCAUACCGUCGUUCUCAGCGGAACUGAGGUCCAGCACGUUGCCUCCAGCAGGGACUGUUGGAGUGAGGGACAGCUUCCACUAGUCCCUAUAGGUUCCACCACCCAGGGCAUCUGCAGGUGCACCUCACCUAAGAGGGUGGCCAGAGACAGUGUUUUGUCAUGACAUCAGAAGCCCCAUGAGGAAGAGGAGGAGCCUGUGCUCCUGCCAGAGGUGGUGGCUGUUAGGGACAGUUGCCGUGGGAGGUCCGCUGCCUGCUGUCGAGGAAGAUGGUCAAUGCUUCUGAGAAACAGGCCCUGCGGGUUCCUGGAUUUGGUGUGGCCUGGCAUCCACGGUGCACCCGGUGCUGGCGGGUGGCCCAGGACGGGGCAGUUGCCUUGAGAGGCCCACCGCCUGCUGGCAUGACAGAUGGUCAGUUCUUCCGAGCAGUGGAAUCUCCAUGGAGUCGUGGAGUCGGUGUGGCCUCGCAUCCACAGUGCACCCCGUGCUGGUGGAUGGCUCAGGACGCAGCAGUUGUCAUGAGAGGUCUGCCGCUUGCUGGCAAGGAAGAUGGUCAAUUCUUCUGACCAACAGAGGCUGCCUUGAGUCCUGAUUUGGUGUGGCCCGGCAUCUAUGGUGCACCCAAUGCUGGGGCAGUUGCCGUGGGAGGCCUGCCGUCUGCUGAAAGGAAGAUGGUUGAUGCUUCUGAGCAAUGAAGGCCCCAUGGAGUCCUGGAUUCGGUGUGGCCUUGCAUCCGUGGUGCACCCCAUGCUGGUGGAUGGCUCAGGACGGGGCAGUUGCCAUGGGAGGCGCAGGCCUGCUGGAAGGAAGAUGGUCGAUUCUCCCAAGCAACAAAGGCCACGUAGAGUCCUGGUUUCAGUGUGGCCUGGUAUCCACAGUGCACCCCAUGCUGGUGGGUGGCUCAGGAUGCACACUCAUUUCCUCUGCACCUUCCCGGUGUCAUUGGCAUGGAAGGAAGGCCCUUGUCCAAGAAGGAUGGUCUUCGUCUUGUGUGAUCUUUGAGAUGCCAUGAGGCCUCUGGAUACAAAUGGUGUGGGCUCCUUUGGAGGCUUUUGGAUUUCUCCUGAAUGUGGCGUUGGUAUGGAAGGAAGGCCAGUGACCGCAAGGGAUGACUUUGAUCUUGGGAGAUUUUUGGAGAUGGCAAAGUGCUUCUAAACAUGUUUGGCGUGGUCUCCUUCAGGCUGGUGGAUACCUCAGGAUGGUGGCAUUGGCAUGGAAGGAAGGACUGUGUCUGUGAGGGAUGAUCAUCCUCUCAUGUGAUCCUUGGAGAUGCCAGGAAGCCCCUUGACACAUGUGGCAUGGGCUCCUUCAGAGGCUUUUGGAUCCGUCGUGAAUGUGGCAUGGGCAUGCAAAGAAAGACAGAGGCUGCAAGGGAUGAACUUCAUCUUGGGAGAUCCCUGGAGAUGGCAGGGAACCCAUGGACACAUGUGGCAUGGGCUCCUUUGGGUGCCGGUGGAUCCCUUCAUAUGGUAAAGCCAGAGUUGGGUAUCAACCAGAUACACUGCAGGGGAUCAGAGGACAUGGCCUUUGUGUACUGCACAUCUGUCAGAUUUUCUCAAGCACACCCGUGUUUCCUCUUCACCUCCCACGUGGAAGUGAUGAAUUGGCCAGGACCAUCUUGGUGAGGGACAAUCAUCAUCUCAUGUUAACCUCAGAGAUGCCAGGAAGCUUCUGGACACACAUGGUGUAGGCUUCCUUGGAGGCUGUUGGAUCUCUCCUGAAUGUAGUGUUGGUGUAAAAGGCAAACCCGUGUCAUGAGGGAUGGUCAUCAUCUCGUGUGAUCGUUGGAGAUGGCAGGAAGCCCUGGACAUACAUGGUGUGGGGGCUCCUCCAGAGGCUGUUGGAAUCCUCCUGGAUGUGGUGUGGGCAUGGAAGGAAGGCCAGUGGAGACAAUGGAUGAUCUUGUUCUUAGCAGAUCACUGGACGUGGCAGGGAGUCCUAGGACAUGUGUGGUGUGGGCUUCUUCAGGUGCUGGUGGUGUUGGCAUGAGGAAAGGAGGUAUCUUCGAGGGACAAUCUUCUUCUUGUGCGAUCCUUGGAGAUGCCCUGAGGCCCCUGGACACAUGUGGUGUGGGCUCCUUUGGAGGCUGUUGUAUCCCUUCUGAAUGUGUUGUGGCCAUGGAAGUAAGGCCAGUGGCUACGAGGGACAGUCUUCAUCUUGGGAGAUCCCUAGAGAGGGCAGGGAGCCCCUUGACAUGUGGAAUGUGGUCUCCGUUGGGUGCUGGUGGAUCCCACAGGUGGUCUGGCAUGGAAGAAGUCCAGAGGCUGCGAUGGAUCAUCUUUGUCUUGGGAGAUUCCUGGAGAUGGUGGGGAGCCCCUGGGCACGUGCAGCAUAUGUGGCGUGGGCUUCUUCAGGUGCUGGUGGAUCCCUCAGGAUGUUCAUUGUGGAACCAGCACAGAUUUUCAUACGAAAGUUAUUUCUUUUUAACCUCAAAAAGUGACAGAAUGGAGUGUAUCAUGAAAAAGUCUGACAUCAAAACCUCAAAAUGUGAUAUUGAUUGGGUGAGAUAGAAUUCCAUGGAAUUUCAUUGCCAAACCAGUGAAGUGCUAAUUUUGACAUUUGUACCAGCUAACGUAGCCGUGAAGAAACACACCAAUACACUUCUAAGGACAGCAUAGACCAAGAUCUAGGUUUCAUAUGGAUGAAUUUAUUCUUCCCUUUGAGGCAAGACAAGAAGGAAAGAAAGUAUUGGGAAUAAUGCUGCCCUCCCAUCCUCAAGGGCCAGUGGGAACUCUAAUAUUGAUUGGGUGAGAUACAAUUCCAUGGAAUUUUACCACUGAACCAGUGGAGGGCUAAUUUUGUCAUUUGUACCAGUUAACUAACUUGGGAGGAAACAGAACAACACACUCCUGAGGGUAAAAUGGAAACUCUGAGAGUUUGGUUGGCGGCAUCUAUAUACCAUAGAAACAGAGCCUGGGAAGCAGAACAGUGAGACCCAAGAGAAAUGUUCCUGCCUAUACUUGGUCUGUUAUCACAUUUGCCUGAGCUACUGAUUGACCUUUUGAGGGUGAUGAGAUGGUCAAAAUCCAAGGAUAUGAUGAGUUUUUACUUCUCAUUUUCUUUUUUUUUUUUAUUAUACUUUAAGUUUUGGGGUACAUAUGCAGAACGUGUAGUUUUGUUACAUUGGUAUACACGUGCCAUGGUGGUUUGCUGCACCCAUCAACCCAUCAUCUACAUUAGAUUGGUUUUCACAGAAUUCCAUGGACUUUAACUGCUGAAGUAAUGAUGUGCUGAUUUUGUCAUUUGUACCAGCUAACUCAUCUGGGAGGCAACAAAACAAUACUCUCCUGAGGUUAAUGUGGACCAAAAACUAGAUUUCAUAUAAAAGAGUUUAUUCCUUCUACUUGAGGUGUGACAUGAAGGAAAGUAAUGGAAAUAAUUCUGCCCUCCCAUUCUCAAGGGCCAGGGGGAAUUCAAAUAUUGAACGGAAGUGAUUUUGGAAUUGCAUGGAAUUCUCACUGCCAUCCCAAAGAAAUGCUGAUCUUGUCACUCUUACCUGUUUCAUUCCCUGGGGCAGAACAAAAGGACGCACUCCAAAGAUGGGCAUGAACCAAGAACUGGGUUUCAUAUAAAAUAUUUUAUUCUGUCCUCUUGAGAUGUGACAUGAGAAAAGUAUUGAGAAUACUUCUAUCACCUCAUCUUCAAGAAUCCGUAGGAAUUCUCCCAUGGUGGACUUUAUGGUUAACCUGAACAGGUCUUGGAAAAAGGACUUUAAACAUUCUCCUGUUCUGUGGAAUAAGUAUACUUUUUUCUGGACAUACACGUUGUCAGUGAGUUCCAUGUGAUACUAGAGUUGCAUAGAUUUUUAACCUUUACGCCAAUGAAGAUCUGAGGCAAACAUUGCCCCUUUUUUAGAAGUUUGCAUUUGUCACUGAUAACUGUAAUAAUUGAUCUUGUUGAAAAGCCUGGGAAAUGAAGAUCUGAUACGUCACUUUUACCGGCUUCCUCAACUGAAAAAGAAUACAAUGAAACACGCUGAGAAUUUUUGUGCUUUCUCAGUCUUGCUGAUGAUCUUUCUAUGGGCCUGAAGCGUGGAGAGUGCCAGAGAGGCUGAUCCUCAGCAGUGUGGCAGAGGAAAGUUGGGUGCGACUAAGGGGUAUGCGGUGCCCAAAUGCCACUGGGUCCUCAGCAGUACCACCUGGUCAACAAAGACAAGGCACCUAGCCUCACAUGAAACUUUAUUCCUUUCCCUUUUGAGAUGUGACAUGAAAGAAAAUAACAGAAAUGAUUUUUCCGUCCCAUCCUCAGGGACCAGUGGGAAUGAAUUUUACCAUCCCACCCUCAAGGGCCAGAUUGGAAGUGAUAUUGGUGGAAGACAACAUUUUGCCGCUUGGAAUUCUCACCUCCACACCAAAGAAGUACUGUUUUUGUCAUUUGCACCAGCUUCUUUCUCCAGGAAAGAUCAAAACGAUGCACUGCAAGGUGUGGUUGGUCCAGAUAGCUGCCUUAUCCAACUGCCUCCUUUGGACCACUUCAUCAUGGGACAGCUUGAUGCAAUCUACUUGACAAGACCCUGGAACCCCACACCCCUCAUGGAACCAGUGUCCACCUCCCAGUCACAGUGUGACCCCAGGGAACUCUUGCCUGCUUGCUUUAAACCCACCACUUAAAAGUCUCCACAGAAAACCUGUUUGAAUAGUACCUUUGACCCAAUAAGGGCAUUGGCCCAUGGGUGUCUCUCUCUCUCUCUCUCCCUCUCUCUCUCUCUCGCUCCCUGACCUCUGUGUGUGGACUCCAGGCAUGCCAUAUACCCCUCAGGACCUGAAGCAAGAGAAUGAAUUAAAGAAAACUCCAGAGAAUGAGCUGACAACCUACUCCCUGGUCACUGGCUCUCCAUGCCUACCUGUGGUCUCUUGGACACCCUUGCAGAAGAUGACUUCCUGGGAACUCUUCUGGGAGUGAAUGUUAUCAGCAAAUUCCCAAAACAACACCCCUUAGACAAAAAGCCUCCUCACCUAUGCAUUGCCUAGACCACCCACUAAAGGUGAUGGCCACAAAGAGGUGGAUUUGUUGAGUUGGUGCCAUUCCUUCUACUGCCAGCUUCACCAAAACAAUGACACAGUCUUCCUUCUGCAUGGAGACUCUUCUCUUUCCUGUGUUGCAGUGGAUGCCUCCUGCAGAUAAGAAAUGCUUAACUGAGAAAUGCUCAUGUUGGGAUAUCAUCGAUGAGACUUUAAUUUGGGCAUGGUGACUGUUUCCCUUGCUGCCACUUGACUCAAUCCCAGGAGCCUCAGUAGAGGAUAUAAUAUUACACAAGAUGCUCAAAAUGGUGGAAUUGCUCAGUGCUCCCAUAAAUAUACAUUUAUAAUUUUCAUUUGCCACAUGGUAAACUGAAAAAUACAGACUAUAUUAAAAAGAAACUGCAUGAUUUUUUUUCAAAAAUUCAAAGCAUAUUUAAAUAAUAUAUAAAUUAAAUGCCCUCCUCUCUUCCAAUUCUGUCCCUAUACUUUUCCUCUAUUAAGUGAACUACAUGCAUUCUUUUAGUGGAUAGAUGCACACAAACACACAAGCCAUUAUGGGGAAGGAUCCACGUGUGUGGCCAUAUUGUAACACAUUUUUCUGCAAAUUACCUCUUUCAUUUAACAGCCCUUAUUCAAUGGCCUUUUUCUUUUUCAGUAGUACAUACACAUCUGUGUCAUUUGUUGAAUGACGACAUGAAUGUUUUGUAGAUAAAAUAUAAUUAAAUGUUUUAAGCAUUUCUCACUCAUAGAUAUUUAUGUUAGCACCAAAUUUCUGUGCAAUGAACCUCCCUAUAUAUCAGUAAUUUUGCAUUUGUCUAUAAUAUCAUAAUAAAUUACUUAUCAGUUGAAUUACUGGGAUUAAGUAUGUGCACACUUUAUAUUUAUAUUUUGAAAAUUAUUGCAAGAUUGCCUUCAAAAAUGUGGUUAACAACUUUAUCUUCAAAUGGCAAUGAAUGAGAUUGCCAGCUUUCCUACAACCUCACAGACAAUGGAUUUUAUAAAUAUUUAACAUUUUUGCCAAUGUGAUCACCCAAACUAUUGUCUUAAAUUGUAUUUCUUUUGUUUUUGAGUUUGGUCAUUUUUUCAUGUUUAUUAGCCAUCUGUAUUUUUUAAUUUCUUCUUUAUGUCCAAUUUUGUGGGUGGGAGGAGGAUUUAGUCUCUUCCUGAUUUCGAAGAGCUCAUUUACUAUUUCGGGAAAUAAGAUUUGGAUUGUCAACCAUUAUAGCUAUUUUUUACACACUUUUCAACUUUGUUUUUGUUAUAAGAAUGUGUAUGAUUGUUACAUGUCCAAGUAUAACCAUGUUCGCUUUUAUGGCUUCUGAGUUUCAUGUCAUUUUUGGAAAGAUAUAUAUAUUGAGUCCAUAAAACCCUUCACCUAUGUUAAA
Messenger RNA from Pan troglodytes (chimpanzee), 12099 nucleotides. RefSeq lists its product as uncharacterized. Bases 7544 to 8263 code for a protein of 239 amino acids. Lineage: Eukaryota; Metazoa; Chordata; Mammalia; Primates; Hominidae. The record is from RefSeq and is a predicted model, not a curated record. The transcript is spliced from 41 exons.